Bolinopsis microptera is the source of this 1571-nucleotide messenger RNA. RefSeq lists its product as uncharacterized. The record is from RefSeq and is a predicted model, not a curated record. The transcript has 9 exons. NCBI's taxonomy places the organism in Eukaryota, Metazoa, Ctenophora, Tentaculata, Lobata, Bolinopsidae. The coding region runs from base 49 to 1416 and encodes 455 amino acids. Gene Ontology annotation, molecular function: cysteine-type endopeptidase activity. Gene Ontology annotation, cellular component: lysosome.
CAAGCUUUAAAACACCUCGCAAUCUCACUAUCUGACAUUAUUUCAACAAUGAUUUUGUUUCUGAUUCUGAUCGUCUCGGCUGCUGCCUUUGACAAAGCAGGACUUAAGUCCGGUCUUCAGUCAACUGAAGGACAACUCAGGCUGUUCCGACAGUGGACUGACAAAGAACACAGUGUCUACAGUGCUAAGGAAAAGAAAUUCAGGUUCCGAGUGUUCAGGAAACAUCUCCAAGAGAUAGUAGCUAUUAACGAUGCUCAGGAUGACUACGAGUUGGAUGUUAACUUCAUGGCUGGUCUGACCGAGGAGGAACAGUCCCAUUGGUACGGUAUCAACAUCACAGCUCUCCCCGCACCGGUACAAGAGGCUGACGACAGUGUGCUCCUAUCUAACGGACCUACCGCUGGAAGUAAACUGUGGAGAGAGGAAGGAAAAGUUACCGGAGUCAAAAACCAAAAAAGUUGUGGUUCAUGCUGGACUUUCGGUGGAAUGGUUGCUUUUGAGGGACACUACGCUAUCAAAACUGGUGGUCUAAAGAAUUUCGCUGAGCAGGAAUUUCUGGACUGUGUUUAUGAGGGACAAAGAGAUGGUUGUCAAGGAGGAUGGUAUUGGCUCGCUUUUGACAUGAUCAAGAAGACCCAGCAUCUCUCUUUAACGAAGGACUACCCUUAUGUAGCUCGGGAUGGCAGGUGUCAGACCAAGAGUAAACCUAAUGGUAUGAAGGCUGCUCAAGUGAUUGAAACAGUGCGACCUCGCCGAUCUAGUGGGGACGGUAGUCUGGUACAGGCCUUGAACGAGGGACCCGUUGCCAUGGCCUUCGAGAUCAAGGGAGGAUUCAGCUACUACAAGACCGGAGUUCUGUCAGUGAGGAACUGUGGUAGCACACCUCAUCACGCUAUGGGAGUCACUGGAUACACUCCUGAAUUCUUCGAGAUCAAGAACAGUUGGGGCGCUCAUUGGGGAGAUGGAGGCUAUGUUAGGUUCGACAGGAAGAUUGAGAACAUGUGUGGUAUUUCAAACUGGCUGGCUUACCCCAGACUCAAAAAGACUGGGGAUGACUCUGAUGAUGUUGUCCCUACUGAGGAUGACGGUGGUGAUGACGGUUGUGUAGACAAAAACGAAAGAUGUGAUGAGUGGGCUAAAAGGGGCGAGUGUAAGGAUAACUACAGGUAUAUGGGACUCAACUGCCAAAAAGCUUGUGGAAUCUGUGGUUGUAACGAUGCCCCUUCCUUAGCUGAACGCUGUCCUGGGUGGAAGGAUAAAAAUUACUGUAAGGCUGGCUACGUAACCUUCAUGAAGUAUAUGUGCAAGAAGACGUGUGGACACUGCGAAGGUGAUGACGAAGGUGAUGACAACAAGUGUCCUGAAGGUCUCAAGUUCUGUAAUGGCGAGUGCCAGCAUGAGCACUUAUGCCAUUAACUCACCACGUGUCAUGACGUCACACACCACGUGUCAUGACGUCACGCACCACGUGUCAUGACGUCACGCACCACGUGUCAUGACGUCAAAAACUACGAGACGAAUACCUCUGUGAUUCAGUUCUCUUCAGUUUGACUAUGAUCUGUGAACUAUAA